CCGAACAUUCUCACCGGCCUGGACAGCCAGGGCCAGGGGCCUAUACGUGGCAGGGAACGAUGGCGGGGGAAUGAGCCUAAUGGAACAGCCAGGAACUGCAGCCAGCCCCGUCCCCGGCAGCAUGUUCAGCUGGGUCAGCAAGGAUGCCCGCCGCAAGAAGGAGCCGGAGCUCUUCCAGACGGUGUCCGAGGGGCUGCGGCAGCUGUACGCGCAGAAGCUGCUGCCCCUGGAGGAGCACUACCGCUUCCACGAGUUCCACUCGCCCGCGCUGGAGGACGCUGACUUCGACAACAAGCCCAUGGUGCUCCUUGUGGGCCAGUACAGCACGGGCAAGACCACCUUCAUCCGGCACCUGAUCGAGCAGGACUUUCCGGGAAUGCGCAUCGGGCCCGAGCCCACCACCGACUCUUUCAUCGCAGUCAUGCACGGCCCCACCGAGGGCGUGGUGCCGGGCAACGCGCUCGUCGUCGACCCGCGGCGCCCCUUCCGCAAGCUCAACGCCUUCGGCAACGCCUUCCUCAACAGGUUCAUGUGCGCGCAGCUGCCCAACCCAGUCCUGGAUAGCAUAAGCAUCAUCGACACUCCCGGGAUCCUGUCUGGAGAGAAACAGCGCAUCAGCAGAGGGUACGACUUCGCGGCCGUCCUGGAGUGGUUCGCCGAGCGGGUGGACCGCAUCAUCCUGCUCUUCGACGCCCACAAGCUGGACAUCUCUGACGAGUUCUCGGAGGUCAUCAAGGCCCUCAAGAACCACGAGGACAAGAUCCGCGUGGUGCUGAACAAGGCCGACCAGAUCGAGACCCAGCAGCUGAUGCGGGUCUACGGGGCUCUCAUGUGGUCCCUGGGGAAGAUCAUCAACACCCCCGAGGUGGUCAGGGUCUACAUCGGCUCCUUCUGGUCCCACCCGCUCCUCAUCCCCGACAACCGCAAGCUCUUUGAGGCAGAGGAGCAGGACCUCUUCAAAGACAUCCAGUCUCUGCCCCGAAACGCCGCCCUCAGGAAGCUCAAUGACCUGAUCAAGCGGGCACGGCUGGCCAAGGUCCACGCCUACAUCAUCAGCUCCCUCAAGAAGGAGAUGCCCAAUGUGUUCGGUAAAGAGAGCAAGAAGAAAGAGCUGGUGAACAACCUGGGAGAGAUCUACCAAAAGAUCGAGCGGGAGCACCAGAUCUCCCCCGGCGACUUCCCAAGCCUCCGCAAGAUGCAGGAGCUCCUGCAGACUCAGGACUUCAGCAAGUUCCAGGCCUUGAAACCCAAGCUGCUGGACACGGUGGACGACAUGCUGGCCAACGACAUCGCCCGGCUGAUGGUCAUGGUGCGCCAGGAGGAGUCCCUGAUGCCCUCCCAGGCCGUGAAGGGCGGCGCCUUCGAAGGCACCAUGAACGGGCCCUUUGGGCACGGCUACGGUGAGGGGGCCGGCGAGGGCAUCGACGACGUGGAGUGGGUGGUGGGCAAGGACAAGCCCACCUACGACGAGAUCUUCUACACGCUGUCGCCCGUCAACGGCAAGAUCACGGGCGCCAACGCCAAGAAGGAGAUGGUGAAGUCCAAGCUGCCCAAUACGGUGCUGGGGAAGAUCUGGAAGCUGGCCGAUGUGGACAAGGACGGGCUGCUGGAUGACGAGGAGUUUGCCCUGGCCAACCACCUCAUCAAAGUCAAGCUGGAGGGCCACGAGCUGCCUGCCGACCUGCCCCCGCACCUGAUCCCGCCCUCCAAGCGGAGGCACGAGUGACCGUGACCGCCGCGCCCGCCUGGCCAGGCAGAGACUGGGGGGAGGGGAAGGGUCACCAGGUCUCAAGGUCCAUAAAGACUGAGCGAUGUUUCCUCAGCUCUUGAAAAGGAAAACCAUCAUCUUUCUUUUAAGGCUGUUCCUGGGCCCAGCAGGGAGGCGGGUGAUACUCGCAUGUGAAUGAUGGAAUUUUGUGCACAAGAACUAUGGAUAUUUUUAAUAUAUAACGUCAGAGGCAGCGUU
Prionailurus viverrinus (fishing cat) is the source of this 1966-nucleotide messenger RNA. RefSeq names its product EH domain containing 1 (gene EHD1). Bases 71 to 1726 code for a protein of 551 amino acids. Lineage: Eukaryota; Metazoa; Chordata; Mammalia; Carnivora; Felidae. Gene Ontology annotation, cellular component: intracellular vesicle; presynaptic membrane; plasma membrane. Gene Ontology annotation, biological process: endosomal transport; clathrin-dependent synaptic vesicle endocytosis. The transcript has 6 exons. Gene Ontology annotation, molecular function: molecular adaptor activity; protein binding; calcium ion binding. The record is from RefSeq and is a predicted model, not a curated record.